AUGCGUUAUUCCAUGACGCUGAUCCUUGCGGUCGUGUGCUGCUUCAUCGGCAGCUUCGUGGGCGCCGGGCGGUUCCCCCGCGAGACUGGUGUCGUUUCUCGCGAUGCUGCUCGCGCGGGUUGGUCCCCUAAGCCGACUCCCGCUCCCAGUGUUGCGAAGCCGGAGGAAGAGCAGGUGUUGGAUGUUCUCCUUAGACGGGAGAAUGCCAGCAAAAGUUGGCUUAAUGACAAGACCUGUGGAUGGAUUUCGGGCCCUUCUUCUGACCCCUUCACUUGCGGAGAAAGUUCCACUUGUGCUACGAACUCUGACCAUGUUGUCGCUUGUGUCUCUGGCACAUUUUCUCCAUUCUUUGAGGAAUGUGUGGAUUUCUCUGCGUACCAGAAAGGCCUUUGCGAGGACCAAGGAUCGGGAGCUGGAUGUUGCAUGGAUAGUGGUUAUGGCUCCUGUGCAACUUACCUCUGGACCAACGAACCUUUGCGCUCUAUGUACCGUUGCUCUAACGUCUCAACGGAAAUUACGAUGUUGGAUGUUCCGCAGUCCGUCGUGGAUGCUUCUCUCAGCGCAUCCGCGGUCCCAACUCCUACCGACAUCCAGCCACUGAGUUCUGGCGUCUACCCCGGCAGCGAGCAACCAACCCCUGGUACAAGCACAAUUAGCGUCGGUGCUAUCAUGGGCAGCGUAAUCGGCAGUGUUAUCGGUCUCAUCGUCAUCGGCUAUAUGUUGUUAAGCUGCCGAGCUUACCGUAAGAAAGCUAAGGCAGACCACGACAGCGUUCAGAACCGUCUCGACAAUGCCUUCCAACCCCCUCCCACGCCUCGAGCCCGAGGUCUCGCUAUGUCUGCUUUCGAGCCCGAGCCCGAGCCCGAGCCCGAGCCCGAGCCCGAACCCAGUACCCCCACCAACCAGCGCCAGCCUGAUACUUCGUCGUCCGUGUACUCCCAGGACUCAACCACCCCGAUCACCCCCUCGCGCAGCGCCAACCGAGCCUCCGCCCCCGUGUACACGCGCGUAGCUCCCGAGACUCCCCACAGAGAGGCUCAGCGUGCCCUCCACUUCACCGUUUUCGACCAACCUCAAGCCGGAACCUCAGGCCCGCCACGAUAUGAGUGGCAUCAAAUGCACGUCCGCGUACGCCCCGAGAGUUCGCCUGUACAAGGUUAUGCCACUCCACCGCCACGAUACUCCCUGUAUCCUACCGUCGAGAGCCGCCUAAACUCGACUGACAUCCAGGCGGUUGCCGAAGGUCGCGUGCACGCCCUCGUGCAGAACGAGCAGGACGCUGUUCUUUGGGUGAACAGGGGGCCUACCGCUAGCUCUUUGAACACCGAAGGGCCGACUGAGGCGACGCGCGACCUUAAGUAG
This is a messenger RNA of Daldinia decipiens, 1362 nucleotides long. RefSeq lists its product as uncharacterized. The coding region runs from base 1 to 1362 and encodes 453 amino acids. NCBI's taxonomy places the organism in Eukaryota, Fungi, Ascomycota, Sordariomycetes, Xylariales, Hypoxylaceae. The record is from RefSeq and is a predicted model, not a curated record. The transcript has 3 exons.